AUGAAACGUGACAAUCUUUCUCAAUCUCUACAACUAAGUUUUUGUACUCGUUCGCCAAGAAACGUGUUGUAUCUCGGAGAAGAUAGACUCAAUUCGAUGGCAGUGAAUCUGGUAAAGGAAAGUCGCCACAUAGGUACUCCAAGAGCUAGUUUCAAGCAACGUUUUCACCAAUUUCAGAAACGAAGAGAGAGGGAUAGAUAUCGAGUUGUGAUUGCCUCAUUCAGAUCAAAGAAUAAAAAAUGGGUCGUUGCAAAGAAAAAGGAGAAAGUCAGCUCUCAUACAUUCUCGUUUCCUCCUCUUAGACAAUUGACUGUGAGUGAUGAUGAGUGUUACAGGGGAGAUAUCUUGGUGAUGAAUCUACAAAAGGCUAGUGAAGUGAGUUUACUAGAAGGUGCAGGAACGCUUUGUACUACAGUGAAGGAAAGAAGUGAUGGGAUUUUUAUGCAAGGAAGAUUCAUGGAGUUUGAGGAUGUUGAUGUUGUUAAGCGUCUAGCCUGUAGAGUUUGUACCGGUAACAAACAACCAACUGACCCUGGGAGAGCUAAUCGCGUAUGCGAGCGUGGUGGUUUAGAGGUCAUGAGAAGGGACUUGAAAAAGUUGCGUGUUGGGUAUAAAAAAGGAAUUUUGAGGCGGAAGCUACUUUUACUCACAGGUUUUGAUUUGGAAAAGCUGCUCAAGUCGUUAGAUGUUCACUUAAGUGAGAACCUUAGCAAAGAAACUCUUUUCUUGUUCAUCCACCUUGAGGACAAGGUGGAUUUUUCAGGGGCGAGUAAAGGUAAUGACAGAAGAUGGGUUAGCGACACAGUAAAGAAGAAACUAAGAAAUGUCAAAGAUGAUGUUAACAAGGAGAGGAGUUUGUGUGUUCUAUUAAAGCUACUGAGCCACUACCAAGACGUCAAUUGCUAUAGGUUGAUCAAGAUCAAUAAGGACGUUGUAGCUAUGAUAUCAAAUAAGUUCAUUUGUCUUGUGAGAGAUCAAUCUACUUUGAUAGAGACCAUGUCGACCCAGCUCUUUCAGUUUCAUCUUGGAAACUUGGUUAAGAUUGAUACCAACUGUGAAGUGUCUCAAUCGUCACGGCCACCUGAACUGUUGUUUGGAGAAUGGCAGGAACAGGAGAACCUUAGAGCAACCCGUGAAGCCCAAAAUAUAGAUAUGACAGUGGAGAAUAGACCGUUUGACAUGAAGAAGAAAACGUGUAGCACUCAUGUUUGGAAGUCACUGUCUAAGGACCCUCUCUUACAGUUUGCAUUCUUGGGGAAAGUAUCAAGAUUCCGAAACAGAGUUUCCAGUGAUGGCAAGCUUUUGGAGCUGUUCUUUUCAAAGUUGGUCUCAAUAAUUGAGAACACAACUGCGUGA
Arabidopsis thaliana (thale cress) is the source of this 1356-nucleotide messenger RNA. RefSeq lists its product as uncharacterized. The transcript has 5 exons. The record is from RefSeq and is marked reviewed. Lineage: Eukaryota; Viridiplantae; Streptophyta; Magnoliopsida; Brassicales; Brassicaceae. The coding region runs from base 1 to 1356 and encodes 451 amino acids.